AUGGAUACAGAGUUCAUCCUCUAUACUCAUGUGAUCAAGACUGUCAUCGACUCGUAUGCCCCCAAUACGUUUGGUGUCUUUGACAAUGCAGAGCCGUGCGCCUACAACCACAACGAGAGGGCGUCCGAAGCAAUUCUGCUAAAGGUAGUGUACUCACUGUCGCAGGUGUGUUGGCAAUGGUUCCACUUUAUCUCGAGGCACUACUGCAGCCAUCUGGCGCUGUUCACCGAUGCCGAUGGCUUCGUCAAAGCCUUCUCCUCUUCAGCAGGCAGGCCACUCUCAAAGACAACAAUCUGCGACAUCUUGUAUCCGGGAUCAUGCCUCUCGGCCAAUGUGCAUCUAUUAAACAGCAGGUUCUCUCUCUUCCAGGUGACAAACAUUGCUCGGCUCUCUCUGCUCAUACUUCAUGGGGAGGACAUCCCACCAUUGGCCAACAUGAUCAGCGCGCCCAACUUUCCAAGGCUGAGCACGUUGGAUAUCCAUGCUAGCCACAACCUCUGCCGGCGAGUCGACGAGCUCACUGGUCACUUGUUGCAACACACUCCAGCAUGCUCGAUCAAUCUCACACUCUUCCACAGAUUCAACCACGGGUUGGGUACCCUCAGCGACCUCAGGCGCAUCCCUUGCACAGCACUCGUUCACAAAUACGACAGGGUGAGCUACAUGUACCCGAGCUGCUUCUACCGUGUGCCUCCAUUCAUCAAGUCGCUCAAACCGUCGCAAUUCACUAUCUUUGACUAUGACGAACAACAUACCUUUGUGCCCGAGCCCCACAUUACUUAUGGCGAUGGCGACGAGCGAACCCACGGCCUCAAUCUGAUCACCGACAUCAUUGACAUAUCCACUCUACAAUCCGUUGACUUUGGCAGUGUCAGCCUGUCGAUGGGCCAAAUCAGCCAAACGAUCCAACGGCUGCCGCACCUGCAAUCCAUCACAUGCCGGCUAAAGAUUGAUCAGCAGUUCGUCGCCGACAUCGACGACAAUGUCGAUGUGUUUCACCAGUUCUGCGUUGCAGUGGCCACCUCCCAGUCGAUGGAAUCAAUGACAUUGAUUGGUGUGCGCACUGACGGCGCCCAACCGAGUGCGAUGCUAUUUUCCUGGCCUGAUGUCAACUCCAACCAAUUGGAGCUGAUGGAGUCCAGUCUUCUGUUGCUGCUUGGCAUGCCCAGCCUCACCCAUCUCAAUCUCUGCCGGCUCCCCUUUGUCUCGGCACCCUUCUUGAAGGCGAUGGAAACCAACACAUCGAUUGUGUGUCUGUUCCUCCAGGAGUCGGUGCGGCAGGGCGCUGUGUCCGACAUGCUCAGGGCCAACAAAACAAUCACUGCGCUCUCGCUCAAGGGAAAUGAUCUUGGAGAGCAUGCACCGAUCGCAUCGGCCAUCGCCACCAACACAAGCAUCGUCCAUCUUGAUCUCUCUGAUUGCACGUUCUCGCCCUUUGGCGUGCCGUUCAAUGGAGAACGUGAUCAAGUCUACAACGCGCUGGCCAUCAGCAACACCGUUCAGAAUCUGCAGUCACCAUUCCAGAUAGGUAAACCAAACAUGGUGUCAUUGAUAAGGUUCAACAACUACGUUUGGAUCGACAAUAAAUGGAGCGUGCUAUAA
This is a messenger RNA of Acytostelium subglobosum LB1, 1602 nucleotides long. RefSeq lists its product as hypothetical. The coding region runs from base 1 to 1602 and encodes 533 amino acids. Lineage: Eukaryota; Evosea; Eumycetozoa; Acytosteliales; Acytosteliaceae. The transcript has a single exon. The record is from RefSeq and is a predicted model, not a curated record.